CUUAUACAUUUCUAAGGGUUUUUUCUAGAAAAUUUCUGAGAUCAAAUUAAAAAUGUCAGUUUUUUGGCGGACAUUUCCUCCUUUCUUUUUUAAUGUCCCUGAUAAAAAGCUCUUUAUGUGUUGAUUUUGUAAUGUUUUCUCUUUAAACAUCAACUGGGCUCAUUUGGUUCCGCUUAUCUUCCAUGUUGCCCGCAGCAGAAAAUAAACGCAAAGUUUUCCACGCGUGUAUGUGACGAACCAGAACAUCCAGCAGCGUGACCAGUGGUCAUAAUGUUUUGCCUGAUCGGCGCAGGUUUAAGUUUCGUUUUCAGGGAAGCGAAGAAGAACGAAAGUAUCGCAGCUGAUGCUGACGGACCGACACAGAACCAGCUGAUCCGACAAAAUCGGCUGAUGGUUGUCUGGUUCCGAACCUCCAACAGAACCGAACAGAUAAAGUUCCGCUCCGAUGUCUUUUUUUGGGACAAUCGAGAAUUUUUUUAGACUGAGCAUUCUGGAUCGCAGGGAGUUCGGCACAUUAGAGGGCAGCACAAACAGCCACAGCAUGUCCAAGUAGAUUUAAGCUCCGACUUUGACUAGGCCACUGGUUCUUUUCAGAGAGAUGAGAGGCCUCAGUAACUAUUAUCUGUCCUGCUGUGUCAACACUUUGCUGCAGACCCUCAACGCCACCUGGGAACUGGCAGACAUUUUGGAAAAGUGGAAAUCCGGCUGUGUGGGAGCAGAAGAUAAUGUUCCCUUCCAGCUAAAGCGAGUCCUGAAGAUGAUGCAGGAAGAUCUUCCUCUUCCCGCUCCUCAUCAGGACUUCCUCCGCUGCUUGGACAGAAACAGCAUCCGGCUGAGAGUGCAGCACGACGCAGACGAAGUUUUCUUCUCCAUUCUGGAUUUAAUUCAGCAGCAAAUGGAUGACCGAACUCUGGCUCUUGAAAUCCAGAGUUUGUAUAAGAUUUCAGUGGAAACACAGGUGCAAUGUUUGGAGUGUAACAACGUUCAAACGCGGAACAGUCACCUGCUCAGCCUGCCGCUACACAUAAAGGAAGACCGAAACUCUCUGAAGGACUGCAUGAUCUCCUUCUUCGAGCAGCAGGAGCUGCGGGGAAUUGACUGCUGCUUUUGUGCCCAGUGUGAAGCCAAGACGCCAACCAAACAGGGUGUCAAGCUUUGCUCUCUGCCUCAAAUCUUGUGCAUACAAUUGAAACGCUUCAGGAACAGACAUGGAUUCACCAUAAAACUCAACUGUAGAGUCACUUUCCCAGAAACAUUCAACUUCUCUGAGUUUCAGAGAGAAACUUUCUCUUCAGACUUUACACAGAAUGACUGCAGGUAUACUUUAUAUGCUGUGGUCGUGCAUUAUGGCAAUGCAAUGUGUGGACAUUACACCGCUUAUGUCCGCCACAGAGUGAGCAACUGCUGGUUUUAUGCAGAUGACAGCCGUGUUUCUCAAUCCUCUUGGGAAGAUGUGCAGAAAACUGAUGGCCAUCUCUACAGAGGGACUGCUUAUAUGCUAAUGUACAGAAAAGAUCCAAAAGAAGACAACCAACAACCGGAUCUGUCCGGCUGAAGCAAUAGAAGAAGAAAAGUUGAUGAUGCAGCAUAGGAAAUUAUAAAUUAUUUACAAAUGGUUUGUGGUGUUUUAUUAUCUUUGGUGACAGAUUAUAUUUGUUAAAUAUUGUUAACCAUUUAAGGAAGCUUGACAGGAUUGUAAACACACCAGCAUCUUGAGAGAAAGGCCAGAAGGUGGCGCUCCAGCAUUAAAGUUUGUGCCAUCCAGAGUACAGUGGAGAUUUUAAAGGAACUUCAGCAAUAAGACUCAUUUUGAUGUUUGAAGGGUAUUUGAAACGUAAUCAAUUGCAAAUUUAUUGACGGAAUCUGACUUGAUGUUGUGUUUUUGUUGUUGAUUCUAUGUUGCAUUGUGUUUUUGUGUUUGAUUUGAUGUAAAGCACUUUGAAAUGCCUUGCUGCUGAAAUGUGCUAUACAAAUAAAGUUUGAUUGAUUGAUUGACAAUAUGCGCUUUUUAAAAUGAAUUAGUAUUUAAAUUUCUCUUGAUCACAUAAGCUUUAUUUUAACCAGUAUUGUGAAAAUGAUUGAUUAUGAAACUUUUUGAAAGAAGUUAUUGAUGAGAGAUGAAACAGUGAACUUCACAAAAACCGGUGCUUUUUCACCUUUUAUUAACUUACCUUAUUAACUUUAUUGGGUAAAAGUAAAUAUUAGUCUGUCCCCUAUUUUAUUGUUGGAAAUCUCAGCUGCUUGAAAAUGACAUGAAGACUGUAAUAUGCAGUAGAUUUUUCUUUUUAUUCUGCUUUUGUUUCUUUUGGGGUUCCUCAGGGAUCUGUAUUGGGUUCCCUGCUUUACUUUUUCUACAUGCUUUCUCUUGGGUCUGUUAUUUCAUCACUCUGUGAUUAAUAUUCAGAUCAAUUUACAGAAUUAAUGUUGGAAUAAAAUCCAUGCUGACAUGAACAAAAA
This is a messenger RNA of Gambusia affinis (western mosquitofish), 2457 nucleotides long. RefSeq names its product ubiquitin specific peptidase 18 (gene usp18). Bases 599 to 1555 code for a protein of 318 amino acids. NCBI's taxonomy places the organism in Eukaryota, Metazoa, Chordata, Actinopteri, Cyprinodontiformes, Poeciliidae. Gene Ontology annotation, biological process: protein deubiquitination. Gene Ontology annotation, molecular function: cysteine-type endopeptidase activity; cysteine-type deubiquitinase activity. The record is from RefSeq and is a predicted model, not a curated record. The transcript has 11 exons. Gene Ontology annotation, cellular component: cytosol; nucleus.